Schistosoma haematobium is the source of this 4108-nucleotide messenger RNA. Its product is annotated as Tegument antigen, variant 2. The coding region runs from base 3512 to 3844 and encodes 110 amino acids. The transcript has 3 exons. Gene Ontology annotation, molecular function: calcium ion binding. The record is from RefSeq and is a predicted model, not a curated record. Gene Ontology annotation, cellular component: dynein complex. Gene Ontology annotation, biological process: microtubule-based process. NCBI's taxonomy places the organism in Eukaryota, Metazoa, Platyhelminthes, Trematoda, Strigeidida, Schistosomatidae.
AUUAAUAAUUUAUUAUUUUCCAGUAAAUAGAUAUGCUUUUAUAGUUGGGAUCCCUUUAACUAACUGUACUAAUAUACAUGAUAUAUGCAUACCAUCCAUAUAAUUAUAGAAAUUUAGAUACGUAUGUUUGUGUGCGUGUGUGCGCGUAUUGUUUGUUGAUUGGUUUUAUAAAAUGUAUUUCAUUUAUUCCUAUAGUACACUUUCAUUUACAUUUUACUAUUAAAAGCAUUGAAAUUCAUGUCAAUAUAAGACAUUAAAUUAUCAGUGUACUCAUCAUUAUUAUUCAUUAAAGAGUUUAAAUAGGCAUAAAAUGGAACCAUUUGUACAAGUAUUCUUUGCUAUUGACAAAGAUGGAACUGAAACUAUCACAAUAGAUGAAUUGAAAAAGUAUGUUGCUGAUAAUAAUCUUGAUGAAAUGAUGGUUACAGUAAGUUUAUCAAUAAUUUAUUACAUAUUUAUGCAAAAGUUUUUGAAACACUAUAAAAGUUUUAUAUUAUUCAAUUAUUGUUUAAGGCUAAAAGGAAAGAAAAGAAAAAUAAAACCUCUAUGGAUACUGAACAUUCUGGGAUACUUGCUAAAUUCAUUCUAUUUAGUAACAAACAAAAGAGAAAUAAUUUAAUAUAGAUUGAUUUAAUUUAAUAUAAGGAAGUAUUGAAAUUGUAUAUUAAGUUCCUAUUAAGAAAAAUACGUGUUCAUUUCAAUUUAGAUUAUAUAAAAGAAAUAUUAGUAGAACUUUGGACAUUAUGUCAACUCUCAAGUUAUAAUUUGACUAAAUUUUGUUAGAUCUUAUAGGUACAUAGACUUAUAUGACAUAUUCUAUUGUCUUAUAUAUAUAUAAUCUUUAUAGUCUUAUUCACAAUAAAAGUAGGUUUUCAUCCAUCAUUUGUCAAAACCAUGUGAUCAGUAUUGAGAGUACGUUUUUUGUUUAUAUUAGUUUUUCAUUAUAUGAAUGAUUGAUAGAUUGACUACGUCUACUUAUGUAUUUUAACAAUACAACAAUUUUCAUCUUUAUGUGAUAAAAAACACUAGGAUUUAGAAUAAUUACAGACAUAUAUGUAUAUGCUACACAUAUAAUGGAUAGUAAACAUUAUUCGAAAUUAGAUUCACUUGGUAUUGUUUACUUAAAUCUCCCCAUUGAUAUUUAAGACUUCAAUUGAUCAGUCUGUUAUUAGCAUAUGUGCAUACUGUGAGUAAUGCCUCAAUAUUGCCAUGAUUCACAAGCAUUAUAAGCAAAGAUAGAUAGUAGCUAGCAGUGGAAUCCAGGAUGCAUGUUUCAUCCUAUUUGAGACUCGUCAUUUCGAUGUACCUGCAUCCCAGAGUUGAUGUUCACUCUGGGACUCUAAUCAGUACUGUUCGCUUCAAAUGCCAUCGCGUUGUCCACUUAUCUAUUGAUUCCUGAUAGCCACUUGCUUGUGCAAUUGAUUAUCGAUCUAUUAAUGAAACUCGGUUUCAUUUGAACCAUUCUCUUAUGAAAUUAAGCUAAAUAUGUAAUAUGUUUUUAUUCAACACUGAAACGAAAUGACCUCGUUAAUCAUUUGAAUAAUUAAAUCUAUAAAACGUAACAAUAAAUAUUAACAGUGGAACAAACUAGAUGUAAAUGUAAUUAAUACUACAGUUUCUUCAGGAUACAAUUAUGGUAUGAAAUUUAUUUUUAGUAGAAACAUAGUGAUUCAUAUUUUUCACAACAGAAUUAUUUCAGCAUGUUUGGCCAAUAUUUCAAUAUUUAUUACAGUAAUAAUUACAAUGUCAUAGAAAGUUACUAUUUACAUUACUUAAUAGCUUAGCAACAACAAUGUUAUGUUUUCUGGUUCCAAUCGGUAACCAUUAUGCAGUCCUACAAAUUGUCAGUCUUAAAAUGAUCAAGUCACUAAUAAUAUUACUCAAUGUGAUACUGUAUAACAGGGUUUCAGUAAUGUAAUGCAUAUCACAUUGUUAAAUAUUACCAAUAUACAUUAAUGAUGAAUUUUAACUGGAUUAAAAUGUAUGUCACGAUUUUUAUCCCGAUUACUUGCAACUCCGUUACUGAACUUUACUAUAGUUUCUAGUGCGUUGUUGAAUUACUCUUCAAAAAAUUACAAAAAUAUAUUUAAUACAAUUGAGUAUUUUAUACAUACUUUAUGUAUUAAUACGUAUUUUAUUGAACAAUCAUUCUUUCUUAUACGAGACUUUUAAUAACAAUUGUGAAUUGGUAUUCUAAUCAUGAUUAACUAAUCCAUUUGCAUUCUCUUUAGUCUUUUUCUAUUAAAAUUGAAAGUAACAAUAUAAAAAACGUAGAUAGAAAAAGAUAAUUUAUUCCAAUUAUUAGUAUUAUUUACAUUUUUUUCGGGGGGGGGAGGGGUAGAGUAGGGUUAAGGUUGGAUUCAUACUUAUUUACUUUUUAGUUUGUGCUUGUCAUAUGUAAAAUUAUGACAUUGAAAAUUCAACUCAACUCUUAAUAUUUGUUUUUCUAGAUAAAAGAUGUUUCUAAUACAGUAUGUUGGUAAAUGUCUUUGUCAAAAAUGAAGUCGUUGAUUUUAUUUAGAUAAAAUAGAUGUCAGAUCGAAAGAAUGGGCAAAACAAAUGUUUCGUGUUAAGUAAUUAUUUGCUAUAUGAAUACCAUUGUGGUAUUUUCAAGACUAGUUAAAAUCGUAUAGUUUUUAUUAUAUUGUAUAUAUAUAUAUGUUUGGACCUUGGUAUACAGAUAUGAUCAGUUUGCUAUAAAGUGUAAGUAACACUCAAUAAGGUUUGGGUAUAUUAUUUGAAAAAAAUGUAAUCUAUUAGUUACUGUAAGUGUUUAUUGAUCACAGAGUAAAAGAUUCAAGCGAAAUGCAUGUGAUAUAAUACGUUCGUAAUACAAACCGUAGUCAUAAAUUUUGUGAGAAAAUAAUUAUCUUUAAUCACUAUUACCAUACACCAAGAAUAUGUCAUAACUAGGAAAUGAUUAACACUUUUUAACUAAAGAUGAUUAUUUCAUUUAUCACAGUAUAAAACGGUUGAAUUAGUGGAUCUACUUUAAUUUAGUUGAUGACAUACUGUGAUCUUCAUCUAAUUUCGUCAUUAGCAUAAUUAUCACACAACGAAUUUGAUGGGUACCAUCAUUUUGUACUUUUGGAUUAGGACGCAACUACUGAUGUAGUACUUGGUACUUCUGUUUUACUAAAUCUUCAAUUAAAAUCAGUUUACAAAAGAAAUUAUUUUCAAAUUGUACUAAAAGACUUGAUGAAGUCAGUUUGAUAAAAUAGAAGAUUAACUACUAUUCAAAAAUUUAAUGAUAUAAUAAACAUUCAUUGUGUUUAGUUGAUAAUUUGUAUAUGCAUAUUAUAAUGCAUUAGUUAAUUGUUUUCAUUUAUAGUAAACUGUUUCUCAGGUCUAAACUCAAAUAUUUUUCAAAUGUAUUUCAUGUUCCCUUUAUAUUCGAUGCUUUACUAUCUUUUAGAAAUGGAAAUCAUUAUUUGAUGCCAAAAAUACUGGGAAGAUAACGUUUAGUACUUUUUGUGAAGUAUUGGGUUUAAGUCCUGCACAAGCAGUAGCCAUGAAAACACAACAUCAACAAUCAGCUUCUGCGAAACUUCAUCCAGAUGUUGUUGUAAUCUAUGAACAGCUUCCAUUGGAUAAACAAAUUGCUAUCAGUAAUAAAGCAAUUGAAAUCUUAACAUCUCCAAAGAAAUUAGAUGAGAAAGAUCAAGCUGUUCAAUUGAAACAAUGGUUAGAUAACACUUACGGUAAAGCAUGGCAUGUUGUCAUAGUUAAAGGAUCAUUUUGGAGUAGUUAUUCACAUAGUGCUAAUAAGUGUUUUAUAUUUCGUGUACGUGAUGUAUCUUAUCUUAUAUGGAGAACACCAGAUGAAGAAAUAACCAGUACAUAGUUAAGUAACUAGAUAACUUGAAGAAAAACAAAUAAUUUAAAAUGAUAGAUAACAGAUGUUUUUUUCGUAACAUAAAAUAACAAAUACUAUUAUGAUGAAGAUGAUAUCCGGGGAUAAUUACUUUUUCUUAAAUUUUACCUUUAAAAGAAUAUGAUUCUUCAAAUUAUUUGUUUUAAUGCUUAUUUAAUUGAAAACACUAAUAGAUAACUUGUAUCUAGCCCAAAUAAAUUCAUUAUUCAUCAAGUGAUCUGAUAUUUUGUUCAA